Messenger RNA from Acaulospora morrowiae, 438 nucleotides. Lineage: Eukaryota; Fungi; Glomeromycota; Glomeromycetes; Diversisporales; Acaulosporaceae. The record is from the annotation of a GenBank genome assembly.
AUGAGAUUGUGUCUCAUGGAAAGCGUGUCCAUGAAUCUUGCGCGACUGCUAAAGAAGAUGUUCACCAAUAUGUACUCUACCAUAUGGAUCAUGUUCAAUGUUAUCAACGGAAUCGAAAAAAAAAAAAGAAGAAAAAUGCACGACGGAACGAAAUUGGUUAGUGGCAAGCGGGAACGUAGGUAUCGUGACGAUGACUUCCAAAUUCUGAUGGUCAUCUUCUUUGUGCAUGUCGGCAAUUUCCCUGCAUUCGAAUGGCGAAAAUUAGAUCCGUCGGUGAGCAAUCGGGAAAUUUUAUCAUCAAAUCUUACACCGCCUGAUCACGUCCAUGUAACGUUCGACGAACGGUUUGUCCACGCACUCGCUCUACCGUCAUCCCCGUGGACUUUAACCUAUUUCAUGUGCGAUCAGUCCAAUUGGUACUUACCUCAAGAACAAUGA